GUUCCGCUUCCGGCGCGGCUCCGGUUCCGGUUCCGGCGGGGCUGUCGGUCCCGGUGCCGUUCCCGUUCGGUGCCGCCAUGCCCGAGGCGCUGUCGCUGCUGUGCCGCGUGUCCGCGCACCCCGAGUCCCGCUGCUGGGCCCUGGCCUGGAGCCCCAGCGGGGCCCUGCUGGCGUCCUGCGGCGGGGACCGCACCGUGCGGGUGUGGGGCCGCGAGGGCUCGGGCUGGGCGUGCCGCGCGGUGCUGGCGGACGGGCACCAGCGCACGGUGCGCAGGGUGGCGUGGUCGCCGUGCGGGCAGCUCCUGGCCUCGGCCAGCUUCGACGGCACCACCUGCGUCUGGAGGCGCCACGAGCACGGCUUCGAGGUGGUGGCCACGCUGGAGGGACACGAGAACGAGGUGAAGUCGGUGGCCUGGGCGCCCUCGGGGUCCCUGCUGGCCACCUGCAGCCGUGACAAGAGCGUCUGGGUCUGGGAGGUGGACGAGGAGGAGCAGGAGUUCGAGUGUGUCAGCGUGCUGAGCGCCCACAGCCAGGACGUCAAACACGUGGUGUGGCACCCCAGCCAGGAGCUGCUGGCCAGCGCCAGCUACGACGACACGGUGCGGCUGUACCGCGAGGACGAGGACGACUGGGUGUGCUGUGCCACCCUGGAGGGGCACACGUCCACCGUGUGGGCAGUGGCCUGGGAGCGCUCGGGCCAGCGCCUGGUGUCCUGCAGCGACGACCGCACCCUGCGCGUGUGGCAGCGGAACAUGGGACACGGCGCUGGCUCGGAGCACAGCUGGCAGUGUGUCUGCACCCUGUCCGGGUACCACGGGCGCAGCAUCUACGACGUGGCCUGGUGCCACCUGACGGGCGCGGUGGCCACGGCGUGCGGGGACGACGCGGUGCGGGUGUUCGAGGAGGUGGCCCCGGCGGCGCCGGGCUCGCCGGUGACCUUCAGCCUGGCGGCCCACGUGCCGCGGGCGCACGCCCAGGACGCCAACGGCGUGGCCUGGCACCCGCGCGAGCCGGGGCUGCUGGCGUCCUGCGGCGACGACGGCGACAUCGCCUUCUGGCACUACCAGCGCCCCGACGGGCUCUGAGCACCCGGGGACACCGGGGGACACCAAGGGACAGCACGGGGACACCGCGGGGACAACAUGGGCACCAUGGCACCCCGGGGACACCAGAGGGACCUCCAGGGCACCACAGGGACCUCCAGGAACAUCAAGGGGACCUCCAGGGACCUCCCGUGGCCUCCAGGAUCACCCAGUGCUCUCCAGAACCCUCCCACGGCCCCCAGGACACCUUGGGGACAUCCAGAGCACCUUGGGGACAUCCAGAGCACCUUGGGGACCUCCAGGAGAUCUCGGGGGUCUCCAGAACCCUCCCGUGGCCUCCAGGAUCACCCAAUGUUCUCCAGAACCCUCCCAUGGCCCCCAGGACACCUUGGGGACCUCCAGGGACAUCUUGGGGACCUCCAGGAGACCUAAUGUUCUCCAGAACCUUCCCAUGAUCUCCAGGAUUUUCCUGUGGCCUCCAGGACACCUUGGGGACCUCCAGGAGACCUCAGGGGCUGCAGGAUCAUCCAAUGUUCUCCACAACCUCUCCAUGGCCUCCAGAAGCUUCCUGUGUCCUCCAGGACACCUCAAGGGCCUCCAGGACCCUCCCGUGGCCUCCAGGAUCACCCAACGUUCUCCAGGACCCUCCAGUGUUCUCCAGAACCUUCCCAGAUGUCCUCCAGAACUUUCCCGAGUUCUCCAGAACCUUCCCAAGUCCCCCAGCCCGCCCCAGUGUCCCUCCCCAGUCGGGUCUGUGGGGCCGGGGCAGGUUUGGGGUCCCGGAGCUGCCCCACAGCCAAUAAAGCCCCGGGUGGCCCAAAAUCCCACAGGGA
Molecule: messenger RNA, 1876 nt
Organism: Passer domesticus (house sparrow)
Lineage: Eukaryota; Metazoa; Chordata; Aves; Passeriformes; Passeridae
Gene: CIAO1
Product: cytosolic iron-sulfur assembly component 1
Exons: 7
Coding region: 78-1085 (335 amino acids)
Biological process (GO): iron-sulfur cluster assembly
Cellular component (GO): cytosolic [4Fe-4S] assembly targeting complex
Molecular function (GO): protein binding
Source: RefSeq, a predicted model, not a curated record